GAGGCAAUUUAGACCACGUCGCCCUAUGUACUGCAUUUAGCUGCAUCACACACAUAUUAAUCCAGCACCAAACGUUACCGUCGCAAAGGAGCUGUUUCUCAUUUAUCAAAGCACAGGGCUGUGUGAGUAAUGUGAUAUUUAAACAUAGCAUGUACACAGACCAUGACAUGCUACAGGAGAACAAAAUGUGCGAGUAUGAGAGAGACUGAGAUAGAAAAAUCUGGGAGAUGAUUUGUUGGUGUGUGCAGAUCCGGAAUAUAAAACACUGAAGUCAGCAUCCACCCUCCGCCCCCAACUCAUCAGCAGCAGUAUGGGUUGACUCUGUACUGCAAUUUGCCACCUCCCCCUUCCCCACCAUCCGAUGAUCAUUCAUCUCCCUCCCUUGGUCCCUCAUUUCUCUCUCGAACCUCCUCUCACAGACAUCCCUGAUGCAAGUGCUGUAAGCAGGCAGCCAGCAGCAGCUGAGGCUACCCAGGGAUGCAAAUGCUCUGCAUUACCAUGCCUGGACGAACGGAAAGGCAGGAAAACGGCUAAGAGAGGCUCUAAACCAAAGUAACUCUCGGCUGUCAAUGAGAGGAAAAAAAGGGGGGUGAGUAGAAGAAGCGGAGCGAGAGCAAGAGCAAAUGCGGACAGAAGCAUGAGACAGUGAAGACAAAACGUGAACCCUACUGUCACACAAGACUGGGAAAACAUAUAAGACACCAAUCAACCUAAAUCAACUUCUGUUGCUCUAAAAAAAGGGGGAACAGAAAGAGAGAUCAGAACAGACAACGACAUGUUCACAAAGUAAUGGAAAGGACAGACCACACCAUACCUGCCUCCAUGCCGACUAAGCUGUUGCUCCUUCUUCUGUUCGGGGUGCGUGUGCUGGCCAUUUGCCCGCCAAUUUGCAGCUGUAGCAGAGGCCAUAGAGUGGUGGACUGCUCUGCACAAGGGUUAGCUAUACUUCCUGAUAGCCUGCAGCACAACAUUCAUUUCCUCAACUUGUCACAUAACCGACUCCAAGAUCUUGAUGAACUCCUCAACCAUUUUGACCACUUAAGAACUCUGGACAUCUCCUAUAAUCAUCUGCACCACCUUCCUGUUGGUCUGCCAAGAGCACUUUGGGAUAUACGUGCCUCUGGAAACUAUAUCCGUCAAUUGGAGAAGAACGAUACGGCCUACCACUGGAACCUUCAGAAACUGGACUUGUCACACAACUUGCUGGAACGUGUGGUCUUCAUUAACAAUACGUUGUCCAAUCUCCAAGCUCUCAACCUUAGUCAUAACAAAUUCUGGACUGUCCCAACGAACAUGCCCCACAAUUUGGAGAUGGUGGACCUCUCUCACAACUACUUGCUGCAGAUCUUGCCUGGCUCACUGGAUCGCCUCCCCAGGCUGUCGAGAUUCUACCUGCAUGCUAAUCGUUUUAACUCGUUAAGCGAUGGUGUCUUCAGUCGACUAGAUGGACUGCAGCUCCUCACACUUGGAGACAACCCUUGGGCUUGUGAGGACGAGGAGAAUAUAAACCAUCUGCUGACUUGGAUGCAACAGACCCCUGCAAAAAUCUUGGGCUGUCCCUGCUACACCAGGCCCACAUGUGGAGAAGCUCACCUGGCCACUAGGAGAACCUGGCACUCAGCCGCAUUCACAGAGCUGCCGCUGGGUGCCGACGCUCGUCAUCCUGGCCACCGAACACCAAUGCAGGGAGUUACAUCUGGGUACCUGUCCAAGUCAGCUCAGUGGAAUGUGGGUCAAUAUCCAAGCACUGUUAAUACCUCUGGGCCAGGCGAGCAGGUACUGAUUGUGGGUGGAGGAUUUCUCACGUCAACUCCUCAUAGCCUGUCCACACAGUCAAGCACAACAAUCCGAACACGCAGCACCAUGAAGGUCCUUCCAGGCAGAGCUCGCAGCACAAGUCAUCAAAUCCACAUAUGCAGCUUUGAAACCACCAUUUUGAGCCUUUUAUAUCCAGCUCUUAUUGUCAGUGCUUGGUGAUUCUGUAGAACAAUCUCAUGAACUAGACCUGCUGCCUUGAGCAUGAAAACAAAAAAUCCACAAAGAAUGAAAAACGGGAGACUUACCUCUUAAGUUUCCAUUUUGACAUUGUUAUGGCUACCUUCUUGAACAUUUUUCAAUAUAUGCAAUCUCUGCCUGCUUCCAAUAAAAUUACCAUCUUCUA
Cyprinus carpio (common carp) is the source of this 2161-nucleotide messenger RNA. Its product is annotated as oligodendrocyte-myelin glycoprotein-like. The record is from RefSeq and is a predicted model, not a curated record. Gene Ontology annotation, molecular function: protein binding. Gene Ontology annotation, biological process: neuron projection regeneration. NCBI's taxonomy places the organism in Eukaryota, Metazoa, Chordata, Actinopteri, Cypriniformes, Cyprinidae.